AACGUUAAUAUUUUUAUUAAACGUACACGCGGAUUCACCUCUGGUCUGGCCGUGUGCCGCGUGUUUGUUCGGUUUAAUAACAAUAAUAUAUUUUUAUUUAUUGAACGCCAAUAACGCGGUGGUACACGUCGAUCAUUGACACGAAAAUCGGUGCACGUUCGCGACACAUCAUAUUAUCGUUAUUUGUUGUAUUACCUAUAUAGUUUUUACCUGCGGUCGUAAUCAUCGUUGUUAACGUCGCGCCAGCACCCGGACCCGUGUGCCGCCCGUGUCGCCGCUCGCCGAGGAGUGAAUUUCGAAAACGGUUUUCGGGCGAGUAUCCGUAUCAUACCUGUGGCUGGGUUUUACGCGUUACCGUCACAUGUCGGAUUUGUCGCCGCCACCGCACGCAGAUCGCACGAAUUGACUCGACCAGAUAUUGUACAAAUUAAUGGUUCAACAACAAUCAUGUGACACGGGAACCGAAUGAAAACCUGUUUUGCAGUCUACUCUCUUGAACCCUCCGAUCGACGGUCAUAUUUUAUAGCGUUGACAACAACGAAGACAAAAGCUCUAUCAGUUUUGCGACAGCAGUGUAACAGCAUCAUCGGCGCAUCUACGUGGUGGACCGUCCGCAUUUAAUAUGCUACGCAUAUCAAAUUUCAGCAAACGACAGUGGUUGACGUUAAUCGUUUUCAGUAUCGCUGACUUUUGUAACGCCAUCUGCGUUUCAUUACAGGCUCCGUUUUACCCCCUAGAGGCUGAAAAAAAAGGAGCCACUGCAACCGAAUAUGGUUUGGUAUUCGGUGUUUUUGAACUGGUUGUAUUUUUAAUCAGUCCCAUUUAUGGAAAACACUUAAAUAGAAUUGGGCCCAAAUACUUAUUCAAUGGAGGGAUAUUCACAACAGGAAUAUGCGCAAUCUUAUUUGGAUUUUUGGACAAGGUGGAAGGUCAUUAUCCAUUCAUCAUAUUAUCAUUCGUCAUACGUAUUGUUGAAGCGAUGGGAAAUGCGGCGUUCUUGACAGCCAGUUUUGCCAUUAUUGCUAUGGAGUUUCCGGACAACGUGGCCACCACAUUUGCUUCUCUUGAGACAUUUUUCGGUCUUGGGCUGAUUGUUGGACCAACUGUUGGCGGAGCUUUGUAUCAAGUCGGAGGCUUUGUAACCCCAUUCUUGAUUUUAGGUUCUACACUAUUCCUUUCGGCUGUCAUGACUGCUUUUGUGUUGCCCGACCACCCCAACCGUAGAAAUGACAUUACUAGUGAUGCUAGUCUGUUGAAAGUAUUGAAAAUUCCUGGUAUAAUGUUAGCGGCCGCUAGUAUUAUCGUGACGUCUAUGAGCAUUGGGUUCUUGUCGGCCACCUUGGAACCACAUCUUAGACAAUUCAAAUUGUCUCCAAUGGUCUUGGGACUGAUGUUUGUCAUUAAUGGCGGUACUUAUGCAUUGACAGCGCCAUGGUGGGGUUGGUUGUGCGAUAAAGUGCUGCCCGCUAAAGUGGUAACGUUGUUGGGGUGCAUUAUACUCAUGAUCGGAUUCAGUCUUAUCGGUCCAGUGCCAUUUCUCGACAGGCCGACAGAAUUUUCCGUCACCAUACUAGGGUUGGUGAUGCACGGCAUGGGCAUCGGCGCACAACUUGUUGCAUCGUUCACCGACGCUCUGCGGACCGCCAUUCAGCACGGGUUUUCUAACAACCUGGAAACUUAUGGUCUGAUAUCGGGACUUUGGACAUCAACUUUUGCACUCGGAGCUUUUAUCGGUCCUUCCAUUGCUGGUAUACUAUACGAUAUCGUUGGAUUCAGUGCAGCUACUUUAUUUGUUAUCAUAUUAUCCGCGAUUGUGGGUGUGGCCGUAACGCUGUUUUUGAUUUUCUCCCGGCCACCGAGGUUGGUCAAAGACGUGCACAGCCUGGACAACCUGAUGGAUCCGCUAGUCAAGUCCGUGACGGAGAACGGUGCCGGUGGCACGUACACGAGCGGUCUCAUCACAUCAGCGCUCACGUGCCCGCCGCCGGAACGGCCGCCCGGCAUGGACGGGAUAAUCGCAUGCAGCAGUUACAAGAAUCGGUUGGGUACGUGGAACCGGAAGGAGAGCGAAUUGGUCAUCGGAAGCCACAUGGGCAACAGCUACGCCGACGAGACCAGAGGUCUGCUGGGCUGA
Molecule: messenger RNA, 2134 nt
Organism: Melanaphis sacchari
Lineage: Eukaryota; Metazoa; Arthropoda; Insecta; Hemiptera; Aphididae
Product: MFS-type transporter SLC18B1-like
Exons: 12
Coding region: 623-2134 (503 amino acids)
Biological process (GO): transmembrane transport
Molecular function (GO): transmembrane transporter activity
Source: RefSeq, a predicted model, not a curated record